AUUAUCAUGUUGGAUGCAAGAGGAUGCUUCCUGCAGCAAGCUUGACUAAUGAUGGCCCUGCAAGGCCAUUGCACGGUUUCGUGUAUAUAUCUCACUCCCCCUUCACUAUUAGGUGAUAUUCAGCUUUCGACAUUUGAAUCAAUUUCUCUCGUCUUCAAUUCCCCAGAAAUCCCCUUCUCAAGGACAACACAUAAUGUCUCCGGCUCUCCUUUGGGGAAUCCUUGUUUACCAGUGGGUAACAAUACAUUUCUCACUGGUUGACGCCUCCUCGCAGUGUUAUUUUCCAAAUGGUGCAGAAGCCGAAGGCUGGUCUGCUUGCAAUCCCGACGCUGAUGUUAGCUUUUGCUGUUCUUUUCAAUACGAUUAUACUUGCUACAACAACUUGCUGUGUCAAGAUGGCAAAGGAAGGGUGGUUCGAGGCGCAUGCACCGACCAGUCUUGGACCGACCCAGCCUGUCCACAAUAUUGCCAGAACUAUAAGCUUGGAGGCACAGAUUUAAUUCCUUGCAACAAUGUCACGAAAGACCAUAUCUCAUAUUGUUGCGAUCACGCCAUUGAUAACUGUUGUGACACUGGGGAUGGUCGUUUCGAUGUCUUACCGUAUCCGACAUCGCUUAUUGCCACAUGGAAUCCGGCUGCAAGUGAAUAUGAAGUUCUUCCCGGUGCUUCAGCCACAGCCUCAUCUACCUCGCCGAGCCUAUCAAGCUCAUCGGUCUCAACAACUACUACCUCGUCAUCUACGGCAAGCACAGUGUCAAAUUCUUCAAACAACGACUCCGGGCUUAGCAAAGGGGCCCAAAUUGGUAUUGGGGUUGGUGUAGCAGGUGGAGUUUUGCUUGCCGCGUUGCUGGCGUAUCUGCUUUGGAGAGUUCAUAAAAUGCACGAGGCCGUGAAGCAGCAACAUGACCUCAACUCGCGUACAUAUCCUCCCAGCACUAUGACGGAUACUGAUUUCUCACAAUCUUAUCCGCAGCCAUGGCAAUACAAGAACACGGGAAUUUCACAAGCUACCCAAGCGCAACUAGUUGCUGAGUCGGAGCUUUCUACCGAGACCAGAAGAUAUGAACUACAUACAACCUCUAGAUGAGAUCGUACAUUUCUCAUAGUCAUAAUAGAGUUACAUGGUGGUACACACAUACCGCCAAUAUUCCCAGUCUAUGGUGACUCCAAAUAAGCAUUUCACUUGGUCUGUACAUGAAGUUUACUUAGAUAGUCGAUUACAGCAAAUGACCUUUUUCGUGUAUCCAUUCAGCUAGCCAAGGCAGCAAUGGGAGAAGGUCGUCUUCUAUACACAAGCCUCUGCAGCCCCCCUUAUGAUAGUUACCGGCUUUCC
Molecule: messenger RNA, 1333 nt
Organism: Xylaria bambusicola
Lineage: Eukaryota; Fungi; Ascomycota; Sordariomycetes; Xylariales; Xylariaceae
Exons: 3
Coding region: 194-1087 (297 amino acids)
Source: RefSeq, a predicted model, not a curated record